GUGGUUUCGUAGCCGUUCCGCUGUCGUAUCCACAGUCGCUGUCGAGAAAAGUCAUUUUCGACGUCGAGUGUCACAUUUUCCCCGGACUUUUCGCCGUAAUCCCGUUCGCGUGCACCCUUGCAGCCGUGCAAAGAGCCAAGUCGCGUUUGCCGAGGGUCGGUCAGUAGCCCAGGCGCCGUGCAAAGUGGAUUUUCUGUUGAAGAGUGCAGCAAAUAACAAAAUAAGGAGUUGCGUGCAAUUUUCUUAAAGUCAUACAUUGAUGUUGAGGGCGGCGGUGUGUGUGUAUGUGCACAGUCGGACUGAUCGGAGUGAAAUGACAUUCAAGUUGUUUUUCUCGCUGGCAUACGCUGAAUCGGCGUGAGUGAAGGAUCCAGUGUAUCGUCGCGAAGCUGGUGGUUGGCUGGUGUAACAGAGACAGACAGAGCCGCACUUCGUGUAAGACUCCCGUUUGUCGGAUCGAGACGGAAGUACAGCAUCGUGUUUGGAUUACGCCGUACAUGCGAUUCGGUUGGAUGUGUGGUCGGUGCAUACCAGCGAAACUUGUGUAUGACAGUUACGGAAUAUGUGAAGAUUUUGACAGGAUCGUAAUUUGUUAUACGCCAGACCAGCCUAGCAGUAUCAGCUGUUGCAGGACAUUCGUAAUCGGAAAAUCACUUGUGUAUUGUUGCAUUUAAUGCCGACCCGGAGAACUAUAGGCGAUCGUUGAAUGUCGACCAUUCAGGCACAAUGCAAAGUUUGGAUUCAUCAUGUCAAGAAGCUGAUACUAUAAUAAAUGACGCUUUGUUGAAACUUAAAGGAUCAUCGCUUCAAUCCAACGCCUCGAAUACAUUUCGGCAGCCGCAUCUCCUGCAGUCGCAGCAGAAUCACCAAUACCAAACACAUGAGGCCCAGCAGCCUCAUCACAACUACAUCCACCAAACUGGAUCUAUCGGAGGCCUCAACACGUUGUCAUAUCAUCCGCCACAGUAUCUGUUCGAUACCCCCGACUUACCCACAGAAUUUCCCACGAUCUCGCAACUCGGCGACCAUGAACUGUUGUCGUCAGUUAAUUCGGUGGCCGAGCAGCACCAACAAAUUCAAUCGAUGUCCCCGCCAUCGUUACUUUCGAACAUUGCUUCAAUUAUAUCACCAUCGCCGGUAGUACCGGAAUGUCUGUUGAACGUUUCGCCACCAUCGCCGACACUAAACAGUCUGAAACCUGAAAAACGUCCGCUUCUUACGUCGUUAGCGUCUUCUGAUAAUUUUAGUAGUAGCAAUCAAUUAAGCAACUCAUCAUCACCUAGUAAAAAACCAAAAUUAACCAAUUUUUCGAUAUAUGGUGAGGGGACGGCGUCGUCUACGUCGGCGUCAUCAUCGAUUCUGCAGCCGUUGCUUAGUUCUUCCAGUUCAUUAGCUAAUAAUAGUAACAAUGCGAAAUUUCUAUCAACAUCGGCACCGUCAAGCCAGCAGCAGCCACAGAGUUCCAUUGGCGACAAUAAAGGCAACGUCGAUCAGUUUAGGUCCUCAAAAGUUGUGUAUUCGACUUCGGUCAACAGUAAUUUACUCAAUCAUCCGAUUGCUGGCGGUAGCAACAGCGGUAUCGGUGCUCAUCAAGCAAAUAUUGUGUCAUCGAGUCCACAAGGAGCGGCCUCGUCCUCGCCAUCCCCAUCACAGCAAUCUCACACAGCGAAUCCAUUAGCAUCUUCUAGUGCUUCGACCGGCGGAGCUACAGCAGCAUCUUCGAGUUCGAGUUCAACAGCAUUUUUUGAUAUUCAUGACAAAAUUAGGGAGUUGUAUUUGUAUCUACUCAUUCACGAUGAAAAAGCAUUGAAAGAAAACAGGAAAAGACAUCGCAGCCGUUCAUUUGUUCUUGAGCGACUUGUGGAAAGAGAAAAACUCAACACGAUUGUAUUAAAUUUGUACCCAGGCAACAAGGGAUACUCCUUAGCAUUUUAUCAAGAUGAUAAUCAAAUUGAAGCUUUAAACGAUUCGGCCGUGAAUAGUGCAAGUGCUUCGAAUGAUUGCAUAAGCAGUAGUACAAUUUUGGGAGACGGAGGAGGCGGGCCCGGCGGUGGAGGUGGUGGUGGCGGUGCAUUAUUCGAAGGUAGCGGCGGACUAGCAAGCAAUGUAGGAUCCUCGACGGCACUAACGGGCAAUAGUGGUGUGAAGCAUGGAACAAAUGGCGCAAGCUCUAGUCGAUUGAAACAAACACAAAUUAGUAAUAAUAGUUUAAAUAAUAAAAAUAGCAAUAAUUUGUUAUCCUCUAAAGCUGAUAUCGUUGACCUGGAUAUCAUAUUAGGAGGAGGCGGCGACAAUUUGAAAUCUACAAAUAUUUUCGAUAAUUAUAAUAUGAACGCUACUACUCUGAACGCAGAGGACAAUAUGUUUGUGCAGAGCAGCAGCACAGCGGCCGCAUCCGUAGAUAAUAAUCCUGAUAAAGACGACGAUGAUAAUUUAGUGGAAGUAAUGAGUUGGCCAUACGAAGUGGAUGACCUGCUGAAUAGUAUUGAUAAAGAAGAAUUGCCAAUAUUUAUUUCCGAUCUCCUAGAAACUCGAAUACCAAACGUUUUCUAUUCGGGUUGUGUUAUUUGUCAAGUGCGUGAUUAUCGACAAACUUUUCCCAUUUCAUCAAAUAGCUGUGAUAUUUAUCAUGUUUUGCUGAAACCCACCAAUGAAGUGUUGUAUUCUGAUAUUAAUCAACUAUCAAUUGAUUCUGAUAUUAGUAGCGACGAUAAGUUAAUAUUGGAGAGUCAAUUGAUAUUAGCGACUUCGGAGCCCUUGUGCUUGGACCCCGAUCCGAAAAUCGGUCGGCAUGCUAUAAACAGCCAGCACAGGAAGCAAAUGUGGAACACAUCACCGUUGCGCCGUCAAAUGAAGAAAUAUUCCCAAAUAUCAAUCAACCGAAAACGGAAAAUAGAUCAGUUCACUCAUCAUUACGGUCUAGAGUUAUGUGAUUAUUUGCAACGAUUGAGGCAACGGCCGCGACCAUUGCCCACAGUACCGAUUGGAGUGGCAGGCGCUAGUCGGAACGCGACAAAUAGCAAUACCACAACACAUAUGCUUGCAUCGAUUUCAAAACUUCAGAAAAAACCGAGUGAGAUAUUGCGUCCGAUCCGCGCACCAAACCUCGACUAUCCACCACUUUCCGAUCCGGGAACCGUCGAUGUUUUGAGCUUAGCAAAAGCCUACCCGCAUAAGAAUCGCGAAGCCAAAGAGGAUUUUUUGCCGGUACUAAUCGAAGAGUAUACGUUAGAAUCUGAUCGUGAAAACGGACAUGUUUAUCUUAUUAAACUGUCGAUAUAUCAAAGGCCAGCGACUGCGGAAUACUUAGGGGAAUUGUACGUUGAUAGGAUAUAUAAACAGGGUGGUGAGCAUAAGGGAGAAUCAUGUAGAUUUUCACUAGGUACUCGCGCUUACGCAAAUCGUUAUAUUCAACAAUUUACGGAGAUUUUCACCGAGGAAGGAAGAAAAUCUGUUCGCAUUAUUCACAGGGUUCCUGGGCAGCCGGCUAAGGUGUCCUGGACUAGUGGCUAUCGUCCUGCAAACUACCAGGACCAACAGAAGCUUCAACAAACCCAACAGCAAAUCGACCUGAAUGCUGCGGCGCAAAAUCAACAACAGCAGCAAACUCAAAUUCCGCACCAAUCACAUCACCAACAGGUGCAAGCAGUGGCGUCAAUAUCUCAGCAAUCGACACAACCUCAGCCUCAGCAAAUACAACAAACCUUCCAAACAAACCAAAUUAUAACGCCAACCUUAAAUGCCACCAGUCCCAAUCAAUUGCCUGGCAAUCAACAGCUCAACAUCAAUCUUCAGAGUGGAAAUAUAGUUGGCAUUACAACGGCCGGCAACGUUCAACAAUUACGCCAAACGACACAACAAAUCUUCGAUACGUCCGGAAAUUCAGUGAAUGUACAAACACAGCCUGGUCAGCAGAUAAGCUUAAAUAAUGGUUCCUUGGUGUUGGUGAAGCAACAGCCCUCUAGUUCCGGUGUGCCUGCCACUUUAGCGAUACAAACAUCGUCAAACAAUCAACAAAAGGCUCAAAUAGUUAGUAAUGGUGGACAAAUAACUGCUGCCAAUUCAAUUAGGGCUCAACUGGCAGCGAACGUUCCCAUCUUGCAAGCUCAGUUGAAAGCAGGGCCGAUUGUAGCAGGCCAACAUCAGCAGCAAAUUAUUCAACAGAAAGUGGCAAAUCUGAAUCAGACAAAUAAUCCAAAUGCCAAUACAUAUGUUACGGGUUUCAUGAAUGUUUCAAACGCCUUCCAGCAACAACAGCAACAGCAAACCCAGCAACAACAAACGCAGCAAGUUCAGGUUCAACAACACACGUCGCAAAAUAAGUCUGCAAACAAUGCCGCUAUCUUAAGUUUGCUGAACAGUGCUCCCGCGGCAAUGACCAGCACGCCUAUUAGUAGUACAUUCAAUGCGACAACUGUACAGCAAGGGCAAACAAUUGUGCAACAACAGCAGCAACCGCACCAAUCAAUUUCCGCCGAACAACUCUUGCAGCAACCGCCACGGAAAACGAAUGAGGUGAUACAAAACCUUCUUAGCAAUAAUAUUCGUAAGAUCAAUAUGGCUGGCAACAAUAACCAAGCUGUUGCGGGUCAAAAUCGUGCGACGAAUUUAAUAGCCGUUGGUUUGCCAUCCGAUGGCAGUGGAAAUCAAAGUGUGAGAGUCACAAUGUCGGCGCUAGCUUCACAGUUGGCAUCACCACCUGCACUGAUGACGAAUUCAAAUUUCGGAUUCACCAACGCGUCAACGAAUAACAACAACAACGUGACUAUAAGUAAUAAUAAUAUAAAAAUACUCAAUAACGCCGGUCAACGAAUAAUUAGUGCCAGUGCAUUGCGGCGGGAUUCACUAGCCACGGCAGCCCCGUCGCCCGGCAGUGAUUCCAAUGCCUCAAACACUUCGGGAACGUCAAACUUAGGAUUUGCAAUGCCCGGCUUGAAUCCCCUGCUUGCUACUUCGCCGUCGUCCGGCAGCGAUCAGUCGCAGGUAACGUCACACGGCGCCAGUGGAAAUGUGGGGAACGUGACAACACUAACCAAUCAAGCCCUCUAUGAAAGACUGAAUAGCGGUAGUGGUACAAAUACAAGUUCUGGGCUGUCGCCACAGCAACCUGCAAAUGUUACCAAAAAUCUAGUUCAACACGUAUCUAACGUACAAUCGCCUGCAGCUUCGAUAUCACCUAUGUCUAGUCCACCACCACAACCUUCCCCGCAACAGGUGCAAGUGCAGCAAGCUGGCCAAACAACGACGUUAACUUUGCAAGGCAUUAACUUACAGUCGCUCCAAGGUGCAAUGGCAACAUUCCCCGGCCUACAGAAUGUACAAGUGCAAAUACCCGGCCUUCCGCAGACAAUUUCCUUGCCACUGUCUAAUACGCAAUUAGCUUCAGCUUCAGGGAACGUAAGUGGAAAUCCGCAAGGAGCUGGCCAACAAGCGACGAGUCUUCUUGUCUCUGUGCCUGUGACAAGUACAACGCAGGUAAACACUAUGCAAACAGUUCCUGGUGGAUGCGGUACCGUUGUCUCAGCCGUGCCAGCAACUGGAGCAGCAACACAAACAGUAGUAUUAACAAAUGCCGGAAACGCCGGAAACUCACAGACUGGUUCUAUGUUAUCACUGCCAAUUGCUCAACUAGUUGCAUCGGGUGUUAAAGGAUUGAAUUCACAAACGCUUCGGACAGCAACGGUAUCGGGUGGUACGUCGAAUAACGUAAUAAAUGCGAAUAUAAUUCAGACCUCGAAUGGCAACGGUAGUAUGAAUAAUGCUGGUGGACAAUCGUUACCUGGCGCUGUGAACAUUGGCAAUUCAAUUCAACUGUUAGGAACACUCCAACAAAGGCCGCGAAGUAUACAAGUUGUCGGGGCUAAGCCAAUAGCAAAUCGUGGACAAUUAACGCAACGAAAUCUUCCAAAUACAACGUUGAAGCUAACAACUGCACCUGCAGGUCCAACUCAGAUAACGACUACAGCUAAUCUAACUGCCACUCCCCUCGUGAUGUCAACACAAAAACUCCAUUUAAAAUUACAAAAACAGAACGCUGCAAUCCUACAACAGCAGCAACAACAACACGCCCAGCAGCAGCAAACCCAGUCGUCACAUCACCCGCAACAACAGCAGCAGUUGCCGAACCAACAGCAGCAGCAACACAUCCAGACCGCUCUAACGCAAAAUUUGGCCACAAUAGCGGCUGCCAAUCAAAAGCGACGACGAUCAGCGACUGAUGUAAAUAAAUAAUAUAGCGUGGUCGUGUUGAUACCUUCACCAUCGUCAUCGACCGGCUAAACUAUCAACUAAUUCUAGUAAGCUAAAGGCAGAGACCAGAGAAAGAUUCGCUAAACAAUUGUAUAUGCAACAUUCAGAAAAUUAUCAUAACGACAAUUUAAUGAAUUCUCUUAUAUAUAUAUUAUAUAUAAACAUAAAGUAGUUAUAUGAUUUCUGGUAGCUUCAGUUCUAUUUUACAUUUUAAUUAAAUUUUUAAAGUAAAUACCUUUUAAGCUACGCUUGUUUUAAACACUCAUCUUGUUACAUCUAGACAUGAAAGUGUAAUUGGCACGUAAUUAUCGUGUAAUUUUGUAAUUUUUAUUUAUAUAAAUAUCUAUUUAGAUGAUGAAAUUAGAAACGAAAGAGGAAGCGAGUUUAAGACGUAGAAGGAGCGAAGCAAGGAAAGCAAAGUAACAAAAAUAAUUCAAUCACAAUUUAUAAGUAGGUCAUUCAUUGCGAGCUUUAACAGAAAGCGUGAAAGUUAGUUUCCUUUUGUAAUAAAACGUUAUCAUAGGUU
Messenger RNA from Hermetia illucens (black soldier fly), 6775 nucleotides. RefSeq lists its product as uncharacterized. Gene Ontology annotation, cellular component: SAGA complex. NCBI's taxonomy places the organism in Eukaryota, Metazoa, Arthropoda, Insecta, Diptera, Stratiomyidae. Gene Ontology annotation, molecular function: transcription coregulator activity. The transcript is spliced from 9 exons. The record is from RefSeq and is a predicted model, not a curated record. The coding region runs from base 727 to 6231 and encodes 1834 amino acids. Gene Ontology annotation, biological process: regulation of transcription by RNA polymerase II.